GACCAUCAUCGCUGUUGGCCGCUGGCGACGCCACUGCCGUCCCUUCUACUCUCCGCGCCACCACAUCUGCUGCUGAAAGGUCCGAUCGCCAUUAUUAUUAUUAUUAUUAUUGGCAGCAUAUCGGUGGUGGUACACGCUUCAGCAGUACUCCAGUGACGAUCGGUUCGAUCGAACAGUGCGACGAUCUUCAGGUGCCUGUCCACAACCCCCGGUCAACGGUCUACGCCGACGUGAACUACAUAUACCUACUAUAUUCAGAUUCUGUCUUUACUCCAGCCGCUGGUAAUAUUGUUGUAUAACAACCGCUCGCAUUUCACAUCGCACGAAUUCGAACGACGAGAGCAAUGAGUGUGCCAAUGGAAUUGGACGAUCCCGCGACGGAUGCGGUACCGCUGGACUUGACCGUGAAGAAGGAGAACGACUGCGCUGGCUCGGCGGCGGUGAAGGAACGUGACGGACCCGCUGAGCAAUCGGCGGUUGACGCGCCGCCGCCGUCGAACGGCGGUAAACCGACGCCGCUGGACCUGAGCGCCGGCAGGACGUUGUCGUCUCAGGCGCCGCCGCCGCCGCCACCGCCGUCCGCGAACGUCGCUCAACGUGCCACCGUGGUGGUGCUGUCGCCGAAGGUGCAGGUCGCUCCACCGCCGCCACAGCCGCCGCCGUCUCCACCGCCGAAAUCGCAGCCGCCGUGCAAGGGCUAUUGGACGCCGGACUCGUCGUCGCCACUGAUGCCCGAACAUUUGGCACCGCUGCACGGCAUAUACGCCGACGCCGCCGCUUACCGGCACAUGAUCUCGUCCGCAACCGUUCCCGAGUACAACCCGUUCCUACCCGUGCUCCCGCCGUCCGCUCAGUUCCACCAUCACAGCCAUUUCCAGCAGCAGCAGCAACAACAUCUGCACAUCCAGCAACAGCACCAGCUCCAUCUCCAGCAGCAGCUCCAGUUGCAGCUGCAGAUGCAGCAACAGCAGCAACACCACCAGGAACAGCAGCAGAAGCUCCAGAAGCAAAAACUCCAGCUGCAGGCCGCGUACGGCGGUCUCCCGAUAGACCCCGCGUUGUUGUUGACCGGCAGCCCGGUGUAUGCGGCCACGUCGUCGCCGUCCUCGUCCGAGUCCAACCACUUCCCGUUCGGCGGAUUCGACUGCGGCUUUUCCAAGCCGCCCUACGGUUUCGGUUACCCAUACUACGAAAGGAUGCUAGACGGCAGAGUGAUUGGUGGAGCGUGUGGGGGCAUGGACAUCAGCGCCAACCGGUCCGAUUGUCCGUCACCCGAGUCGACGACCACGUGCACGACGACCACAGACGACCAUCACCACUUCAACCACCAUCACCACCAGCAGCAGCAGCAGCAGCAGCAGCGAGACCUGGACCGAGAACACCAUCACCGCAUCAAAGCGUGCGACAUGGACGACCUGGACGUCGUGGACCCCGAGGAGGUGGCAGCCAUAUACAGACAGUCGGACUUCUUGUCGUUCCGGCACAGGUACAUGGAGAGCUUGGGACCGCCGAGGAACUUUGAGAAAAUGAGGCGGUCUAGCAACAACAACAACAACAACAACAGCAGCAGCAGCAGCAACAACAACGACGACCACCGGUUGACGUCCGGCCAGCAGCAGUACGACCAGACGUACGUCAUGAAGCGGCAGAAGAACAACGAGGCGGCCAAGCGGUCGCGGGACGCCAAGCGGCAGAAGUACAUCGAGAACCAAAUCAGCGUCAUGUACCUGACCAAGAAGGUGAGCGAGAUGAAAGACAUUAAGAGACGGUUGCUCAAGUCCAUGUGAUGCUCGUCGAAUAGGUAUGCUGUUACUGAUAUUUGUACGUAUAAUGUUAUCAAUAUAAGCUAGAAUACUGUAUUAUGCAUAUAUUAUACUUCAGUUUUCCGUAUCACUUUUCAAACCAUAUUUUGUAAUCGCUGUCAAAUUAUAUACGACUAAGUAUUCUAAACGCAUUAACACUACCCUGGGUUGCAGUGUCGGGUAAAAAUAAACCACGUUUACCCUGUGAUUUAAGUUUAUAAGGAUCGUACUUUAAAUACAUUAAUUGAAUUAGCCAAUAACAAAUAUUAAGUCAAUACCACGUCAUUAUAGUUUUUCAUUACGCAACUAGUUUUCCUCAUAGUUAAACUUUGCCGUAACAACAUUAAUUGUUUCAAAUACAAUAAUUGUAAUAUAUUAUUAUUGAAAAAUUCAAUGGAUAUAAACUAUAAUUGAAAUUUAUUAAUUUUAAAUUUUUC
Rhopalosiphum maidis (corn leaf aphid) is the source of this 2239-nucleotide messenger RNA. Its product is annotated as GATA zinc finger domain-containing protein 10-like. The coding region runs from base 345 to 1787 and encodes 480 amino acids. The record is from RefSeq and is a predicted model, not a curated record. The transcript has 3 exons. Gene Ontology annotation, molecular function: DNA-binding transcription factor activity. Lineage: Eukaryota; Metazoa; Arthropoda; Insecta; Hemiptera; Aphididae. Gene Ontology annotation, biological process: regulation of DNA-templated transcription.